AUGGUGGAGCUCAGCACCAAAAUCGCCAGGACGCUCAACAAGACCACGCCGGGCCUUCAGAUAUGGCGGAUCGAGAACAUGGAGAUGGUGCCGGUGCCCACCAAAAGCUACGGCAACUUCUACGAGGGGGAUUGCUACGUCCUGCUGUCGACGCGCAAGACUGGGAACACCUUCAGCUACAACAUCCACUACUGGCUGGGGAAGGAGACUGGCCAGGUCGACUAUAAGAAGGGUGGUGUGGCCUCGGGCAUGAAGCACGUGGAGACAAACACCUACAACGUCCAGCGCCUCCUACACGUGAAGGGCAAGAGGAACGUGGUGGCAGGAGAGGUGGAGAUGAGCUGGAAAAGCUUCAACCGGGGGGAUGUGUUCCUGCUGGACCUGGGCCAGCUCAUCAUCCAGUGGAACGGCCCUGAGAGCAACCGAAACGAGAGGCUGAAGGCGAUGACCCUGGCCAAGGACAUCCGGGACCGGGAGCGUGGGGGCCGUGCCAAGGUGGGUGUAGUGGAUGGUGAGAAUGAAGAUGCCUCGCCGGGGCUCAUGAAGGUCCUCAUGCACGUGCUGGGUGAGAAGAGGGACAUCAAGGCAGCCAUCCCUGACGACAAAGUGGACCAGAAGCUCAAGUCCUCUCUCAAGCUCUACCAUAUCUCCAAUGCCAGCGGAAACCUGGUCAUACAGGAGGUGGCGAUUCGACCCCUGACUCAAGACAUGCUCCUGCAUGAGGACUGCUACAUCCUUGAUCAAGGAGGUCUCAAGAUCUUUGUGUGGAAGGGCAAGAAUGCCAACAAGGAGGAGAAGCAGCAGGCGAUGAGCAGGGCACUGGGCUUCAUCAAAGCCAAGAACUACCCAGCCAGCACCAGCGUGGAGACAGAGAAUGAUGGGUCUGAGUCGACCAUCUUCAGGCAGCUCUUCCAAAAAUGGACUGUCCCCAACCAGACCAGUGGGUUAGGCAAGACCCACACUGUGGGCAAAGUGGCCAAGGUGGAACAGGUGAAGUUUGAUGCCACCACGCUGCACGCCAAGCCCCAGAUGGCUGCCCAGCAGAAGAUGGUGGAUGACGGAUCCGGGGAGGUGGAGGUCUGGCGUGUGGAGAACCAGGAGCUGGUGCCUGUGGAGAAGAAGUGGCUGGGCCAUUUCUACGGUGGGGACUGCUACCUGGUGCUCUACACCUAUACCGUGGGGCCCAAGGUGAACCGCAUCAUCUACAUCUGGCAGGGCCGCCAAGCCAGCGCAGAUGAGCUGGCCGCCUCUGCCUACCAAGCGGUCAUCCUGGACCAGAAGUACAACAACGAGCCCGUGCAGGUCCGCGUCACCAUGGGCAAGGAGCCAGCCCACCUGAUGGCCAUCUUCAAGGGCAAGAUGGUGGUAUACGCAGGUGGCACCUCACGGGCGGGCAACAAGGAGCCCACACCCUCCACCCGCCUCUUCCAUGUCCACGGCACAAAUGAGUACAACACCAAGGCCUUUGAGGUGCCUGUCCGUGCUUCCUCCCUCAACUCCAACGAUGUCUUCGUGCUCAAGACCCCCAGCUGCUGCUACCUCUGGUAUGGGAAGGGCUGCAGUGGGGAUGAGCGUGAGAUGGGCAAGACGGUGGCCGACAUCAUCUCCAAGACAGAGAAGCCAGUGAUCGCAGAGGGACAGGAGCCACCUGAGUUCUGGGUGGCCUUGGGGGGCAAGUCCCAGUAUGCCAACAGCAAGAGGCUGCAGGAGGAAAACCCCUCCGUGUCCCCCCGUCUCUUUGAGUGCUCCAACAAGACAGGCAUUUUCUUGGCCACGGAGAUCGUGGACUUCACCCAGGACGACCUGGAGGAGAACGAUGUUUACCUGCUGGACACCUGGGACCAGGUUUUCUUCUGGAUCGGGAAAGGUGCCAAUGAGUCGGAGAAGGAGGCGGCAGCGGUGAUGGUGCAGGAGUACCUGCGGAGCCACCCCAGUGGGCGCGACCUUGACACCCCCAUCAUCGUGGUGAAGCAGGGCUAUGAGCCCCCCACCUUCACCGGCUGGUUCCUGGCCUGGGACCCUCUCAGCUGGGAGGACAAGAAAUCCUACGAGGCGCUGAAAGCUGAGCUGGGGGAUGAUGUGACCCUGUCCUCCCUCAUCCAGGUGCUCGUGUCCAGGGAAGAGGUCUUCACCACCACCACCACCCUCCUCCCUGACAAACUGGAGAUCUUCCCCUUGGACGUGUUGGUGAACACCUCGGCUGAGGACCUGCCACGGGGCGUAGACCCCAGCAGGAAGGAGUACCACCUCUCCGACCAGGACUUCCAGGCUACCUUCGGCAUGCACCGCUCUGCCUUCGGCAUGUGGAAACAACAGAAACUCAAGAAGGAGAAAGGACUCUUCUAG
Charadrius vociferus (killdeer) is the source of this 2346-nucleotide messenger RNA. RefSeq names its product villin 1 (gene VIL1). Gene Ontology annotation, biological process: actin polymerization or depolymerization; actin filament severing; regulation of lamellipodium morphogenesis. Gene Ontology annotation, molecular function: phosphatidylinositol-4,5-bisphosphate binding; actin filament binding. Lineage: Eukaryota; Metazoa; Chordata; Aves; Charadriiformes; Charadriidae. The record is from RefSeq and is a predicted model, not a curated record. Gene Ontology annotation, cellular component: actin cytoskeleton; lamellipodium; cytoplasm.